Molecule: messenger RNA, 2545 nt
Organism: Paramecium pentaurelia
Lineage: Eukaryota; Ciliophora; Oligohymenophorea; Peniculida; Parameciidae
Source: the annotation of a GenBank genome assembly
AUGGAUGAAAAGGAUUUUGAAAAAAGAAUAUGUGAAAAGCAUUCAUAUUAAAUUAUUGCAGUAGAUUUAAAAUUGUCAAAAACUUAAAAUGAGAAAUAUUUAUGUGGCAAAUGUUUGAUUCUGAGAAUAGAAGGACAACAAAUUUUAUUACUUAGUGAGAUGAUUGAGAUGAUUAAAUAAAUGAAGAAUGAUUAGAAGAAAUAGAUCAUUGAAAAUAAUUAGACCUAAUUGAAUUACAUGAAAUAAUUGUAAUAAUCAUUGAAAGAAUGUAAUUAACACAUAAAGGAAAAAUUUGAAAAAACUUAAAAUAAUAUUGAACUUUAAAUUAAAGAUGGCAAUAAAGAAACAAAUAAAAAGGAAGAAAUUCAAGAAGAAGUGAAUUUAGAUAAAGAUAUUGAAGCCUUAUCAAAAUAUUACAAGGGGAAUAAAGAAUAUGAAUUACCUUAAGGAGAAUAAAACUUAAAUUCUAUUUCAUAAUUAAUAGAAAAUGUAUAAAAUCAAAUUGGAUCUAUAUCAAAUGCUUAUUAAUAUUAAAAGAUUUUAGAAUCACUAUAAAAUAUAAAAAUUCAAUUUUAGAUUAAUAUGUCAUCUGAUAAAGAUAUAAAGGUAAAAUUUUUAUAAAUAUUAUAUACCUAGAUUUGUGAACAACAUGGUUUAGAAAUUAUAAUGGUCAAUAUAGAAUAAGGUCAAUAAGAGCAUAAAAGGAUAGCAUGUUCAAAAUGUAUAUAAGAGAUUCCUUAAAACUAUACUACUUUAGAAGAUGCAGAUGAAAAUUGGAAAAAGUUUAAACUAAAAUCCAAAUAAAUGAUAUCAAAAUAUAGUAAAGAUAGGGAGUCUAAAUUCAAUUAAGCUAUUGAAUUUAUAACAAACUUAAGAGACAAAUAUUAAGAAAUUUUGACAACAAUCAUUAAUGAUUUAGAAAAUAAUAGGGUUGUUACAGAAAAACAAUUAUCACCUUUUCCUUUAUAUUAAAAAAAUAUUUAUUAAUUAGAUGAAAAUCAACUAAAAGAAAUAUUGGAAGCACUUAGUUAAAAAGAUUUAUAUCUACAGUUAAAAUAAAAGUUAGCACAAUAAGAUUAAUUAGAUUCAAUUUUUUAUCAUAAGUUAAAAGAAACCUUAGAGAAUCUGAUGAAAUAUGAUCUCCUAACAAAGGAGUAAAUAAUUAUGAUUGAAAAUAAUUAUAAAAGUAUUAUAAAUUUCAUAUUUAGACUUUUUAAUAUUGAUUGAAGAUGAGAAAUAACAUAUAUCUAGUUGUGAUGAGAUUAAAUAAUUUUUGGAAAAUACCUCAUUGCUUUAAUCUUAUAUGAAUAUAUUUGAAGAUUCUAUUUAAUUAUAUUAAAAUUUGUAAAAUUAGGUUGACAGCUUAAAUGAAAAAAGUGAUAUAUUUAAAUAACUGAAGUAAAAAUAAAAACCAAAAAAGAGUGGAAAACAAAUGGAUCAAGAUCAUAAUUCAGAUUAAAAAUAGUUUUUUUAAAGAUAAUAUACAUUAUUUGAUUAAAUUUCAAAAAAGUAUAAGCAAUUGUUGAUUGUAUACAAAGAUCAGAAUUUAUUAACCCAAUUAUAAUAGGAAAAAUCAGAAUUAUCAAAUAGACUGAAAUAGGAAAUAAAUAUUUAAACCUAACUAAAGGAAAACAUUUAGAAAUUAGAAAAUCAAAUUUAAAAUUUAUAAUCAGAUCUAGAAAAAUAAAAAUAACAAUUAGAAAAGACAUUAGUGAAUUUAGAUCAAAAAAAUGAAUCUGAAAAACAGUUAAUGGGGAAGUUAUAAUAAGAAACUUAAAAGUUUGAGGAACUAAAAAAGAAAUCUGAUGAAUAAGACUAAAAGAACAAUUCAACGAUUGAACUUUUAAAUAAAACUAUAACUGAUCUUAAUUCAUAGAUUAAAAAUAAUUAAACUAAUUUGCAAUCCAAAGAUCAAUAAAUUACUUCAAUUUAAUAAUAACUUUAAAAUUCUCAAAAUUCAUUGAAUAAAUUACAAUAAACAUAUAAUGAUCUUAUAAAAGAAAUCAAAGCAAAACCAAAUCUAUUAUCAGAUGCUUAUUUUUAAAAGAUAUUAUAAACUAUAGAAGAAAAAUCAAGAUCAGUUAUUAAAUGUUCAAUACUUGUUUAUUGUGGGUCAAAAGAUGGAUUAAAUCAUACUUCAUUUUGGAAUAAAGUAUAUGGCAGAAGAAAUUUAUUAAUGGUUUUUAAAUCAAAUACAAAUUUCAUUUGUGGGGCAUUUUCACCAUGUUAAUGGCUAUAACAUUUAGGAAACUAUGUUGUAGAUGACACAUUACAGUCAUUCUUAUUUUCCUAAAAUCACAAUUAGAUUUAUCCUUUAAAAGCUGCUAAUAAAGCGUAUGCAAUUUAUUGUAAUUCAUCUUACGGGCCUACUUUUGGUUCUGGUCACGAUUUAUAUAUACAUGCAAAUUUUAACAGCCUUUCCACUAGUUUGGGUUCAUCAUACUAAUGUGAUUAAUAUGGAAGUAUUACAGGAUCAACUCAUUUAUUUAGUUAAUCAAGUGUUUAAAUUAUUGAAUGCGAAAUAUUUGAAAUAGUCUUUAAAUGA